Hydractinia symbiolongicarpus is the source of this 868-nucleotide messenger RNA. Its product is annotated as 60S ribosomal protein L6-like. The record is from RefSeq and is a predicted model, not a curated record. Gene Ontology annotation, biological process: ribosomal large subunit assembly; cytoplasmic translation. Bases 118 to 843 code for a protein of 241 amino acids. Gene Ontology annotation, cellular component: cytosolic large ribosomal subunit; ribosome. Lineage: Eukaryota; Metazoa; Cnidaria; Hydrozoa; Anthoathecata; Hydractiniidae. Gene Ontology annotation, molecular function: RNA binding; structural constituent of ribosome. The transcript has 5 exons.
AAAAAAAGAUGGAGUCUUUCUUUUACCAUUCGGUAAAUUACAUAGUUCGUCGCAAUCGGUCUUUUGCAAAACAAUCCUUCACCGAAGCCUUUUAUUUUGCCUGAGAUCAGGAGUAAAAUGGCCAAAGCAGCACAUACUCCGAGAAACAAACUUCUUCCUGGAGGGGUCAGUCGUCUCAGUCGAACUGCUGUGUACAAAAAACGUGCUUUGUACAAAAGAAAGAAGGUUCCAGUUAAAGCUAAAAAGGUAGAGGAACAAGCAACAAAAACCAAACCAGUUGGUGGUGAUAAAAAUGGCAAAGAACGUGUUGUUCCGGUACAAAAAGGAUCCAGAUUUUAUCCGACUGAAGAUGUUAAAAAGCCUUUAAAGAAUAGGAAGAACCCUACGAUUGCUAAAUUGCGUACUUCAUUAACUCCUGGAACUAUUGUUAUUCUACUUGCUGGAAGACAUAGAGGAAAGAGAGUUGUGUUUUUGAAACAAUUACCAACAUCUGGACUUUUAUUGGUGACAGGACCUUAUAAAGUUAAUGGUGUUCCACUUCGACGGGUACCACAAUCAUAUGUCAUUGCAACGCAAACGAAAAUUGAUAUCUCGAAAUUGACCAUUCCAGAGCGUGUAACAGAUGCCACUUUUCAACGUCAAGCAAAGAAAAAGCGUACUUCUGAUGGUAUGUUUGAAGACUCUACUGAGAGCUACAAGCCAAGUGAAGAAAGAAAGGCUGAUCAACAAGCCGUCGAUGAUAGCGUUCUAGCAGAAAUAUCGAAGGAGCCAAAUCUUCGCAAAUAUAUGCAACAGCUGUUCACUCUAAGAAAGGGACAAUAUCCUCAUGAAAUGACUUUCUAAUUCGGCAAAAUACACAGGAAAAGGA